AUGGCGGCCCCCAUCAAACUCGAAUACCAGGGCCGACUGGCCAUCAUCACAAUUGACAACGAAAAGAAGCUGGGCGCGCUGGACCAGAGCGGCUACUAUGCCAUUGCGCGGUCGCUGCAGGAGAUUGCGACGCACGACGAGGUGUUUAUCACGUUGUUGAUUGGCAAGGGGCGGUAUUUUUCUGCCGGCGCCGACGUAACCGCCCAACGCCCCACCACCACCACAGACUCCUCCCCAGAUUCCCACCACUUCUGGCUCCAAAACUUCGCCGCCCUCAACCUCAACACCGCCCGGGCCUUCUACACCCACCCGAAAAUCCUCAUCUCCGCCCUCAACGGCCCCGUAGUCGGCCUCACCGCCGCCCUAAUCGCCAUGUCCGAUUUCAUCUACGCCGCUCCCCACACUUUUUUGCUCACCCCCUUCAGUUCGCUAGGCCUGGUAGCCGAGGGCGCGGCGUCCCGCGCGCUGGUGCAGAGGUUGGGUGUGGCUAGAGCGAAUGAGGCGUUGAUUAUGAGUAGGCGGAUUACGUGUGGGGAGUUGGUGCAGGCGGGGUUUGUUAAUAAGGUUUUUGAUGUUGGUAGUUCUAGUACCAGUGCUGGGCCCCAGGAAGACAAGUUCCGGACGGCGGUGUUAAAGGAGAUUGAUGAGCGGUUGGGGGAGCAUUUGGUGGGUGAGAGUUUGUUGGGGAUCAAGAAGUUGAUUCGGCGGCCGGAGUUGGACGUGAUGGAGGCGCAGAAUGUGGCCGAGGUGUUUGCGGGGUUGGAUCGGUUUGUUACGGGGGUGCCGCAGGAGCAGUUUGCGGCUAUUGCGUCGGGGAAGAAGAGGCACAAGUUGUAG
Messenger RNA from Dichotomopilus funicola, 837 nucleotides. Its product is annotated as ClpP/crotonase-like domain-containing protein. The coding region runs from base 1 to 837 and encodes 278 amino acids. Lineage: Eukaryota; Fungi; Ascomycota; Sordariomycetes; Sordariales; Chaetomiaceae. Gene Ontology annotation, biological process: fatty acid beta-oxidation. The record is from RefSeq and is a predicted model, not a curated record. The transcript is spliced from 2 exons. Gene Ontology annotation, cellular component: peroxisomal matrix.